Messenger RNA from Entrophospora sp. SA101, 249 nucleotides. Lineage: Eukaryota; Fungi; Glomeromycota; Glomeromycetes; Entrophosporales; Entrophosporaceae. The record is from the annotation of a GenBank genome assembly.
AUGGUAACGACACAUCUUCCGUCUUAUAGAAAUCGUUCGUUUGGUAUAGGAAUACCACAAAGACUUCACCUCCCACUUAUUUUUCUAAGAGGACUCAGUCUAGUUCCUGCCAUUUAUGGGCUUUAUUCAAUUUCAGAUGCUAAUAAUAUAGCAGAACGAAAUGCUGGUGGUAUCUUUGAACUCAGAAGUACUGAAUUAGACUAUUGGCUAGGUGCAAUGUGGAAAAGGUUUUCAAUGUCUCUUUAUUAG